AUGCCAUUAGCUCGUUUCAAUCUAACAAGUGUUCUUGCAUAUGUUAUUAUUGGAUUAAGUUUGAGUGCACUUCUUUUUGCUAUAAUUUCUUUAACAACAACACAUUGGAUUCAUACAAUACGAUUACGAGCUGGACUCUGGCAACUUUGUCAUUUACAACCAUUAACAUGUUUUAUUUCAAUAGUACGUUCACCUGCUGCUUUAUCAUUAACAGGAUUUUUUUUAAUUAUUAUUGGUUUAAUAUCAACUUUUAUUUUUAAUAUUAUUAAUUGGCAUUUACCAUCAUCAAUUCGAUUUAUUUCAUUAAUAUCUGUUUGUUCAUUAGGACUUGGCGGAUUUUUUUUUGCUAUGAGUUGUGUUGCAUUUUCUCAUAUCGCUGCACAAUUUUGUUACUCGUAUUAUUUAAUGAUUGUUGGUCAAUUACUUGCAAUGUGCGCAGCGAUCGUAGCAAGUUAUUUAGAAGGACGACGAAGUGCAUUAGUAUCUACAACAGGAAUUAUGACUCGAUUGGCCGUGCGUAGACCUUAA
Molecule: messenger RNA, 528 nt
Organism: Adineta steineri
Lineage: Eukaryota; Metazoa; Rotifera; Eurotatoria; Adinetida; Adinetidae
Source: the annotation of a GenBank genome assembly